CAGUUACCAUGUUACCGUGGGUCUCUCACCUGUGGAAUUAAUUAUUGCUAUGGCGAUGAAGGAUGAAACGUCAUGUUGCCACUGAUUUUUAGAUAAACAAGCCAUGCUGCAACCUCUCUCAGAUCACACCAGCCCAGGAUUCUAACCAGUAGGUUGUGAAAGACAUUGUCCUCCUAUCAGCACCAUGCCAAGCCAACUCCAGAGUGCCAUGGACGCACUUAUAACAGUUUUCUACAAAUACUCUGGGAACGACGGAGACAAAUACAAGCUCAACAAGGGAGAGCUGAAACAGCUACUGAACAGUGAACUCACUGACUUUCUCAUGUCUCAGAAAGACCCCAUGCUGGUGGAGAAGAUCAUGAAUGAUCUGGACUCCAACAAAGACAACGAGGUGGACUUCAAUGAGUUUGUGGUUCUGGUGGCGGCCCUGACCGUAGCCUGCAACGACUUCUUCCAGGAGAAGCAGAAGAAGAAUGCCAACUAACAGUUAAAUCCGAAAUGGCUUCCCCUUGCCUAUUUAGUGCACUUCUAUUGGCCAAAGCGUCAUAGGGCUAUGCCAGGUCUACAUAGGGCUCUGGUCAAAAGUAGUGCACUGCAUAGGGAAUAGGGAGCCAUUUCAGAUUGGCCCGUGGAUAGAAAAAGAAUUAGAAACCAACAGAGGUAGAAAGUAACGAAUUACAACCACACCCAUCAUGCUGAACAUUGAAUAUUUACUGUGAUCACUUCGCAAUUCCCCAUGGUCUCAGUGCUACUAAAACCACUACACUAUAUGUUUGUCAACAGCAGAAGGAGAUAAGACUAAAGUCGAAAUCAUAAAUGAACAUACUUUUGCUAGAGAUAGGAUACUUCUGUCCCUCCGACGCAUCAAAACAGAUGAUUUCAAACAUGGUGUCACACUACCCUGAGUGCCAGACUGUUUCAGCUCUCAACAACACUUCUGGCCAGAGAACAUAACCACAAAGAUCUGGCUGGAGCCGAAACAGACUGGUACCCAAGCUAUCGUCACAUAGCCUGGGUGAUAUCAGAAUAAGUGUCUGCUUGGUUAGUUCAAUGAUUGAUUUAUUCUGUCAUUCAUCCAUCUUUUCAUUGAUUUUUGCAAUGUAUUGUAACUAUCAAUGUGUCACAUCUUGCAAAGAGGGAGGGGGGUUAUUUCCUGUAAAUCAGAGACAUACUUGAGAAUGUUCCUUCCAUUCUAAAAUGUGCUUGUUUCAUGCAACCCUUUCUGUCACUUAAUGAGAAAUGUAAAUCUAAUUACAAUUGCAUGAGCAUGUUUCUUAUUCAUAAUUAAUUUGCCAUCACAUGUAAAUGAUUGACAGCAUUGACAGCCUAUAAUCAUAUGAAAAUGAUUAGCUUGACAAUAUUUGUUUUAUAUUGUGACAGUAACACAGCAUAAUAAAGUUCUAAUC
Salmo salar (Atlantic salmon) is the source of this 1406-nucleotide messenger RNA. RefSeq names its product S100 calcium binding protein Z (gene s100z). The record is from RefSeq and is a predicted model, not a curated record. Gene Ontology annotation, molecular function: calcium ion binding; calcium-dependent protein binding. NCBI's taxonomy places the organism in Eukaryota, Metazoa, Chordata, Actinopteri, Salmoniformes, Salmonidae.